AUGCGACCUCGCCGCGUGAGCUCCGCUUCGAACCCGUGUUUGGUAUGCUGCCACAGCAUCGACAACGUGACGCGCUUCCACGCCGUCGGCCCGUGCAACCACACGGGCUGCUGCUCGCUCUGCGUGCUGCGCAUGCGCCAGAUCCUCAAGAACAACCACUGCUCGCUCUGCAAGACCGAGAUGCCCCGCGUCAUCUGCGUCACGGACGAGACGACGACGUUCGAGAGCUUCCAGGACUGGGGCGACAACAUUGGCCCGACGCACGUGUUUGACGAAGCGUCGGCCAUGUACUUUCUCAAGGACAACUACAAGGCCGUGGUCGCGAUGCGGUCGUUCGCGUGCCCGGUCGCCAAGUGCCCGGAGAAGACCAAGUCGUUCGCCAACUAUGGCGCGCUCAAGAACCACUUGAGCGCCAAGCACGGCGGCCAGUCGUUCUGCGAUAUCUGCGUCGAGCACAACAACCUCUUCAUCCAGGAGCAGACGCUCUUCUCGCGCGAGGGCUUGAAGAAGCACACGACCAAGGGCAACCCAGAGAUGGGGUUUAGCGGCCACCCGAAAUGUGAUUUCUGCGGCCAAAAGUACUACUCGAACCAAGAGCUGUACGAGCACCUCCGGAAGAACCACUUUGAGUGCGAGAUCUGCCUCCACGGCCACGGCAUUGAGAACCGGUACUACAAGGACUACAACGACCUCGAGAAGCACUUUCGUGCCGAGCAUUUUCUCUGCGAAGAGAACGAGUGUCUCCAGAAGAAGUUUGUCGUCUUCAAGGACCACCUCCAGUUCCAGUCCCACAUGGCCAACGAGCACCCGCAUAUCCGCACGAGCAAAAAGAUCGACGUCAACUUCUCAGUGCGCCGCGGCGACCGCGAAGGCCGCGACGCGUACACGGGCUAUGGCUUUCGCGAAGACGAGCUCCUCGCUGCUGGCAUGCUGCCAUCGGGCGGCAGCGGCGAGGCUGGCAUCACGGUCGCCGACUUCCCCGCGCUCUCGAACGCUGACGCGGCGUACAACAUGACGUUUUGGCAGAGCCAGAACAAUGUCCGCAUGCCACGCCAAGAAGACUUUCCCGAGUUGGCACCGUCCGGGCCCCCGCCCGCGCCGGUGUACCGCAACGCCAUCGCGCCACCCCCGACGAUGGCGAUGCGGGCCCACCUCUACGGUGGCGACCAGUGGGACCACCCGGAGCUGCAGCAAGCGGCGAACGCACUCGGCGUCAACAACCCGCUCAUGCGCUUUGUCAAGCCCAAGAAGAACAAGAAGAAGAAGGCGACCCAGCUCCUCUCGGACCGCCUUGAAGAAAACGACGACGAGGAAGAGAAGCCGCCGGCACCUGCCCCGACUCCCGUGGCUGCCCCGGCCCCGACGCCGGACGUCUCGGUCGUCGAUUUGCUGCAGGAGGCGCUCGGGAGCGAGGCCAAGUUUAUCCAGUUCCGCGAAGUGUGCAAGAAGUUUCGGCAAAAGGACAUUCCCGCCGUGUCGUUUUACAGCCUCGCGCGUGCCAUGUUCCGACCCAAUGACUUCGUGCGCCUCUUCCCCAAGCUCAUGAGCCUCCUCCCGGACGAAAGCCAAGUCGCCGAGGUCAUGGCGCUCCACCAAGGCAAAAAAGCGGCUGGCAAAAGCAAGCAAACCAAGCCCGAAUCCAAGCCCGCAGCGCCUGCGUCGACAUCUCCUGCGUCGACGUCGCCGGUGCCCGCUUCGUCGCCGACACGCGCAGUGGCGGCGGCAGCUGUCCCGGCGUCGUCUCCAACGCGUGCCGUUGACCUCUUGAGUCGUCGACAAGCCCCGCCCUCGCUCGGCGACGAGUCGUGGCCGGCGCCGGAGCCCGUGGCCGCCCCAGCACCCGCGCCAAAGAAGACCCAAAACAAGAAGCAAAAGGCGCCUGCUGCGGCCACUGGCUGGUCGAACGCCUUCCGGGAGGUUGGCGCGGCCGCCGUGCCCAAGAACCGGAACGGCCCCAAGAUGAACCUCGUCGUCCACAACACGGAUGGCUUUAGCGCCCGCAGCCGCAACACCAAGGCGACUGCCGACGCUGGCAACUCGUGGAGCUCGAGUGCGAGUUGGAGCGACCCCGUGUCGGUGCCGACAGUAGCGACGGGAACAACGCCGUCGACCACCAAGAUUCAAGUCGUUUCGCAGGAAGACGUCUAUGGUAUGGACGGCCUCGACAUCAACCGCGCGCUGCAGCCCAACAAGGUGCCGAGCCGCACGAAGAGCGAUUUCCCGGAUUUGCCCAAGGCCGGUCCAGCGAUCGGCGUGCAGCCUGUGCACUUGGGUCGCAACGGCAACGGUAAUGCGUCGGGGCAGUGGGGUGAGAAGGCCACAACGCCGGAGCACGCGAAGCCGUCCAAGAAGAACAAGAAGAAAACCAUGUCGCUGGCCGAAGUGGCCAUGAAGUUUGGCUAA
Saprolegnia diclina VS20 is the source of this 2403-nucleotide messenger RNA. RefSeq lists its product as hypothetical. Gene Ontology annotation, biological process: rescue of stalled cytosolic ribosome; protein ubiquitination. Bases 1 to 2403 code for a protein of 800 amino acids. The record is from RefSeq and is a predicted model, not a curated record. The transcript has a single exon. Lineage: Eukaryota; Oomycota; Saprolegniomycetes; Saprolegniales; Saprolegniaceae. Gene Ontology annotation, molecular function: ubiquitin protein ligase activity; ribosome binding.